AUGGCCGCGGCGCGGCCGCGGCGGAGCCGCUCGGCGCUCGCUGCCUCGGUGCCCGGCUCCCGGCUCUUCUGGGCGCUCCUCCCGCCUUUCUUCACCCUCUGCCCCGCGCAGCUGGAGCCGCCCGGCUCCCGCGGGGCCGGGCUCAGCCUCCACCCGCCGUAUUUCAACCUGGCCGAGACAGCCCGCAUCUGGGCGACGGCCACCUGCGGCGAGGAGGCGAGCGGCGGCGGGGGGCCGCGCCCGGAGCUGUACUGCAAGCUGGUGGGGGGACCGGCGGCUGCCCCGGUGGGGCGCGCCAUCCAGGGACAGUUUUGUGAUUAUUGCAAUGCUGCUGAUCCCAGCAAAGCUCACCCGGCAACUAAUGCAAUUGAUGGAACGGAGCGCUGGUGGCAAAGUCCGUCUCUUUCUAUGGGCUUAACGUACAAUGAAGUCAAUGUCACUUUAGACCUGGGACAGCUCUUCCAUGUUGCCUAUAUCCUUAUCAAGUUUGCAAAUUCUCCUCGCCCAGAUCUCUGGAUCUUAGAAAGAUCAGUGGAUUUUGGAAGAAGUUACAGUCCCUGGCAAUAUUUUGCUCACUCCAAAGCAGAUUGUUUGGGACGUUUUGGAAAGGAAGCUAACGUUCCUGUGAAGAGGGACAGUGAUGUCAUUUGCACUACAGAGUAUUCUCGCAUUGUGCCUCUUGAAAAUGGAGAGAUUGUAGUAUCCUUGAUAAAUGGUCGUCCAGGAGCAAAAAACUUCACUUACUCCUCUGGCCUUAGAGAAUUCACACAAGCGACAAACAUCCGCCUUCAUUUUCUCAGAACCAAUACACUUCUUGGACACUUGAUAUCAAAAGCUCAACGGGACCCCUCUGUAACCCGCAGGUAUUACUACAGUAUAAAGGACAUCAGUAUUGGUGGUCGAUGUGUUUGCCAUGGCCAUGCUGAAGUAUGUAAUGCAAAGAAUGUUGAAAACCAAUACCAGUUUCAGUGUGAAUGUCAGCAUAACACUUGUGGGGAAACCUGUGAUCACUGCUGUCCUGGAUAUAACCAGAAACAGUGGCAACCUGCAACAGCUGGGAACACAAAUAUAUGUGAACCCUGCAAUUGCCAUGGACAUGCUACUGAUUGCUACUAUGAUGCUGAUAUUGCUCAUCAUCAAGAAAGCUUAAACAUCCAUGGGCAUUACGAAGGUGGUGGAGUUUGCAUUAAUUGCCAGCAUAACACAGCUGGUGUUAACUGUGAGAAAUGUGCAAAAGGUUACUAUCGUCCUUAUGGCGUUCCAGUGAGGGCUCAUGAUGGCUGUAUACCCUGCAGUUGUGACUUGGAGCAUGCGGAAGGUUGUGAGGAAGGAUCUGGCCGCUGUUUCUGUAAGCAGAAUUUCCAGGGAGAAAGCUGUGAGCAAUGUGCAGAUGGAUUCUAUGGUUUUCCAUUUUGUGUCCGUAUUCCUGCUUAUCCUUUUACUUCUCCAAAUCCAAGAGAUGCUAUGGCUGGUGACAUAAUAGCUUUCAUGGAACUGGAGUGUAUGCUGAAUGCAACUGUGAUGCUCGUGGUUCUGUGGCCAAUACAUGUGGUCCUAGAGGUCAGUGUCUGUGCCAUAGUAACUAUGCUGGACUUAGAUGUGACCAGUGUGCUCCAGGUUAUUACAGCUAUCCCAGCUGCUUGGCUUGUCAGUGUUCUCCUCACGGUUCCCAUCACAACUCAUGUGAGCCAACAGCAGGGCAGUGUUCGUGUCAAACAGGCAUUACGGGGCGACAAUGUGAUAGAUGCCUUUCUGGAGCCUACAGUUUCCCCUAUUGUGAAGGGCUAUUGUCAAUGUCUUCAGCAUGUGGAAGGUCCUACCUGCAGUAAAUGCAAACCCUUGUACUGGAACCUAGCCAAAGAAAACCCUGAGGGAUGUACAGCAUGCCAGUGUGAUGUGAGUGGAACAUUAAGUGGAGUUGGACAGUGUCAGCAGUCAUCCACCCAAGGUUUGAAACCAGGGAUGUUUGAUUUUCCUCCAAGUGUUAAUAACAUCAGAUGCCUGCCUGAAAAAAACUACUUUUUCCCUGAUCUGCACCACAUGAAGUUUGAGAUUGAAGAUGGUACUACUGUCAAAGGAAGAGGAAUUCGGUUUGGUUAUGAUCCUGAAGAAUUUCCUGGCUUCAGUUGGAGAGGAUAUGCCCGGAUGUCCUCUAUACAAGUAAGCUGGUAA
Rhea pennata is the source of this 2172-nucleotide messenger RNA. Its product is annotated as laminin subunit alpha-3-like. Gene Ontology annotation, biological process: animal organ morphogenesis; morphogenesis of a polarized epithelium; cell migration. The transcript has 18 exons. Lineage: Eukaryota; Metazoa; Chordata; Aves; Rheiformes; Rheidae. Gene Ontology annotation, cellular component: laminin-332 trimer; basement membrane. Gene Ontology annotation, molecular function: integrin binding. The coding region runs from base 1 to 2172 and encodes 723 amino acids. The record is from RefSeq and is a predicted model, not a curated record.